AUGCGAGAAAAUAUUGAUGAAAUUUUUUCAGUCAUUUGUGCAACUGUUAAUUUGUCGUCACCAAUAUUAAGUGAUGAUAAAUUUAUGGAACAUUCAAGUCACAAUAUGUCUAUGAAAUAUUAUUCUGGAAGACUAACAAUCUUUGGAUUGUUUUUGAUUGUUACAACAAUUCAAGGUGAACCACAAUUUGAUGCUAAUCUUUCUUGUCAGAAAUUUAGUAAAAAUGGAGUUUGUUGUCUAGAAAUAGAUAAUAAUUGUUUUGUUUAUGAUUCUUCAAAUCGUAGAUGUUACUGUGAUGGAGCUUGUGCAAACCCAUUUCAGCUGAAUGAAACUGAUUGUUGUUCUGACUACGAAGCAUAUUGUAAAACACCUGUGACUCAAUUGACAUUCCAAACGGAAUCACCAAAAAACGAUAAAGUUGAUGCAGGUAUUAAAAAAACUCCAACAAAAAAAAUUGGUAUACCAGAAGACGAUGAAGAUGCUGGUUCUGAAAAUUCCGAAGAAAAUGGUUCAGGUGAUGGUGAUGACACAAACCCAAUAUAUGUAACAGAAAGUACAAGUGAAGAUUAUAGUUCAGGCAAUGGUGAUGUUACAAAGCCAAUAAUUGUAACAGAAAGUACAACUACUUCUGAAAUUAAUAGCCAAAAUUAUGAUCAAACACGUAAGCUCCAUGAAAGUUCGACAAAUUUACCAGAUGAAUACGUAAUACCAGCCGAAUAUUUACUACCAAUAUCUGGCAAAUGGACUGGUGAAUCAUGGGCAGUUACAGCAUCUGAAAUUUUAUCAAAUCGUUUGUCAAUGAAAUACAAAUUAGAUAAACCAAUUGCCAUGAGUACUCAACAAAUUAUUUCUUGCUCCAAAACAAAACAACCAGAUCAAUUUCAAAAACAGCCACAAGAUGCUUGGACCUUUAUCCUAAAAAACAAUAUUGUCAAUGAAAGUUGUUAUCCAUUGACUGGUGACAAUAACAAAUGCCAAAUUAAUUUCGAAACAAAUAAUCUUACUCAAUGCCAAAAUUCAAACGUCUAUGAACCAACAAAAUUGUACAAAGCUAGAGAAAUAUAUCGUGUUAUAAAUGCAAGUGAUGUAAUGAACAAUGAAGCUAAUAUUAUGACAGAAAUUUGGAAAUACGGAUCAGUUCAAGCAACAAUGGAAGUUUAUGCAGAUUUUAUAAAUUAUAAAGCUGGAAUUUAUAAACCAUCACCAGAUGCUUUAUUUGUGGGAUAUUCGUCAAUCAGAAUCAUCGGCUGGGGAGAAGAAUCAAACGGAAAAUUCUGGAUUGCUGCUAAUUCUUGGGGAACAGAAUGGGGAGAAAAUGGAUAUUUUAAAAUUGCAAAAGGACUUCAAACAUGUGCUAUUGAAUAUUACGUUGUUGGUGUUGAAGUUUAA
Molecule: messenger RNA, 1389 nt
Organism: Aphidius gifuensis
Lineage: Eukaryota; Metazoa; Arthropoda; Insecta; Hymenoptera; Braconidae
Exons: 8
Coding region: 1-1389 (462 amino acids)
Cellular component (GO): lysosome
Molecular function (GO): cysteine-type endopeptidase activity
Source: RefSeq, a predicted model, not a curated record